This is a messenger RNA of Ceraceosorus guamensis, 808 nucleotides long. Its product is annotated as putative RPL17A-ribosomal protein L17.e. The transcript is spliced from 4 exons. Gene Ontology annotation, biological process: cytoplasmic translation. Lineage: Eukaryota; Fungi; Basidiomycota; Exobasidiomycetes; Ceraceosorales; Ceraceosoraceae. Bases 40 to 621 code for a protein of 193 amino acids. The record is from RefSeq and is a predicted model, not a curated record. Gene Ontology annotation, molecular function: structural constituent of ribosome. Gene Ontology annotation, cellular component: cytosolic large ribosomal subunit; ribosome.
AUAACAUCCCCAUUCCGACCCACCCUUCAAGAUUGCAAGAUGGUUCGUUACUCUUUCGACGAUUCCAAGGUGGCCGAGAAGACUGUCAAGUCUCGCGGUUCCUACCUCCGUGUUCACUUCAAGAACACCAGGGAGACGGCAGCUGCCGUCUCUGGCAUGAAGCUUUCCAAGGCUUUGACUUACCUUGGCGAUGUUUCCGACCACAAGAGGUGCAUUCCUUUCCGCCGAUUCAACGGCGGUGUGGGACGUACUCAGCAGGCAAAGGAGUUCAAGACCUCUCAGGGUCGCUGGCCUGUCAAGUCUAUCAAGUUCUUGACCAACCUUCUCAAGAACGCUGAGGCCAACGCUGAGGCCAAGGGACUGGAGACUGAGGAUCUCGUCAUCCGCAACAUUGUUGUCAACCAAGCGCCCAAGACUCGUCGUCGCACAUACAGAGCACACGGUCGUAUCAACCCAUAUCAAGGACACCCUUGCCACGUUGAGAUUCUCUUGUCCGAGCCACCUGCAGAAGUUCCCAAGGCAGCUCUCGACUCUUCUCUCGCCCCUCGUCUCAACAAGAGACAAUUGGCUCAAAAGAGAAUCGCCAACGCUCGCGUUCUGCCCGCUGCUCCUUCAGCCUAAAAGGUUUGAGAAGACGAGAGCGCACAAACAGUGCUUUCCUUCAUCUCCUGCCAUCAUUGAUCGCACCUCAGCGUCUGUCUCUAGACGUGUACUUCUGGCUCUUGUGUCACUCUACUCCCACAUACGUCGCGCCAAUGCCUCUAUUGACGUCGACUUCUCCCAUGCAAUUCUAUGGCCAUGAGAUUUA